AGAGCGCUUCAUUGGCUGCAGCCAGAUAAAAAAAAACAGGCGUGCAGGAGAGAGGAGGCAGAACAUCCUGCUGCUUCACUCCCAGCAGAGGAGCCACGCUGUCGGAGCCAUGAACCAGAGCGCAGGAGCCGUGCAGCACACCCGGAGGUUCUCCGUGGACGAGAAGGACAUCGGACCUGUUGGACCAGACAGGAACUGGAAGGGGAUCGGCAUCUCGCUGCUGGUCAUUGUGGUCGUGCUUUCCUUCAUUGGACUCUCCAUCGUUCUGCUGUCCAAAGAUGGUUCAGGGAACCUGUGCGGCUCGCCGCUGACUCUGGACGACCUCUUUCAGAGGAACUUUCAAAUCCAUGAUCCAGAGGCAACAUGGAUGAGCUCGGAUGAAAUCCUCUUCCGAAGUUGGGAAGGAGAUGUUUUCAAAGUCAACAUCUACAGCAACGAGACCGAACUCCUGAUAAAAAACACCACCUUUGUGACAUUUAAGGCAACAAAGUUUGCCGUUUCUCCCGAUAUGAACUUUGUUCUUCUGGGAUAUGACGUCCAACAGGUCUUCAAGCAUUCCUUUCUGGCUUCGUAUCUGAUCUACAACCUGUUCACCAGAGAAGUGCAGGAGCUGAAUCCUCCGGAGGUGUCCAACUCUGUCCUCCAGUUUGCCUCUUGGGGCGUUCAGGGCCAGCAGCUGAUCUAUAUUUUUGAAAAUAACAUCUACUACCAGAAUCACACCCAGAGCAGCUCAUGGAGGCUCACCUCAUCUGGACAGGAGGGCGUGGUCUUCAAUGGCAUUGCUGAUUGGCUGUAUGAGGAGGAGGUGCUGGACUCCCAGGUGGCCCACUGGUGGUCACCAGAUGGCUCCAGGCUGGCCUACCUCACCAUCAAUGACACCCUGGUGCCCAGAAUGGUUCUGCCUCGUUUUACCGGCUCGCUCUACCCCAGAGGGAUGGAGUACCCGUACCCCAAGAUGGGCCAGACCAACCCCAGCGUCAGUCUUCAUUUGGUGUCCUUAGAUGGCAGCUCCUUCACCUCCGAACUCAGGCCUCCUGACAGGCUGGACAAGAGCGACUUCUACAUCAGCAUGGUGAAAUGGGUGACCCGGCAGAAGCUGAGCGUCCGCUGGGUCAACCGAGCUCAGAACGUCUCCAUUCUCUCCCUGUGUGACGCCACCACAGGCGACUGCAUGAAGAAACAUGUGAUGACAUCAGAGGCUUGGUUGGACCGCCAGACUGAGGAGCCACUGUUCUCCAGGGACCUCAGCAGGUUCUUCAUCAGCAGCCCUGGAGCCUUCAGCCACAUCUCCAUGAUCUCCGACCAGUCUGACGCUGAGCGGGUCCGGGUCCAGCAGCUCACCUCUGGGAACUGGAAGGUCUCCCGGGUUCUGGCCUACGAUGAGAACUCCAGAUCCAUAUAUUUCCUGAGUACAGAGGAGGGGUCGGCUCAGCAGCACCUGUACAGGCUGUCCGAGGAGCAUCCUUUCCAUAGAGAUUGUCUGAGCUGCUCUCUUUUUAAACCCAACUGCAGCUUCUAUGACGCUGAGCUCAGUCCAGACCAUCAACAUGUUCUCCUCAACUGCAGAGGACCUGGAAUACCUCAGACCACCCUCCACAGGCUGCAGGACAUGAGCGGAUGUCUGGCUGUGGAGACGAAUGUGGAGCUGAGGAGAGCUCUGACUGACAGAACCGUACCGAGGAGGGAGCGGAGAAUCCUGCAAAGAACCGGAUCUGGACUCGGUGUGGAGCUGAUGGUUCCCAGAGACCUGGAUGAAACGCUGAAGCAUCCGGUUUUACUCCUCCUAGACAGCGCCCCUGGUGGCCAAGAUGUGAACGACCGUUUCGCUCUGGACUGGGACUCGGUGCUCGUCACUUUGGACCGAGUCGUCGUGGCCCGAGUGGACAGGAGGGGCCGGGCGGUCCAUCAGAACCUGGGGACGGCUGAUGUUCAGGACCAGAUGGCAGCGCUGGAGCAGCUGGUGACACUUCCCUUCGUUGACGGCAGCAGAGUUGGAGUUUAUGGGAAGGCGUAUGGGGGGUUCCUGUCCUCCCUCCUGCUCCUGUCUCACAGCUCACAGAUCAAAUGUGGCGUCGCCGUGGCUCCAAUCACUAACUGGAGGCUCUACGGAUCCGCCGGAUCUGAGAGGUACUUUGGCUUCCCUGUCAAACAACAUCUCAGCUACCAGAUCUCCGGUCUCCUGAGGGACGUCACCGCGGCGAGUCCACAAGGCUUCUUGAUUGUCCACGGCACGGCGGACGCUGCCGUUCACUUCCAGCAUUCAGCAGAGCUGCUCCAGCUGCUGUCGGCGCUGAACGUUAGCUACACCCUGCAGAUCUUCCCUGAUGAAGGUCACCGCAUCAUCAGCGUAGAGAGCGAGCGCUACAUGCUAACAUCCAUGCUCAACUUCUUCAGGCGCUGCUUCCAAGAGGAGGCGGCCGUCGUCAUGGAGACGUCCAAAGAGGAGGACUGAUGGCGAUGCACCCCCUCCCCCUGAAAGCAGCAGAACCAGAAGCUGCUUUAACUUUCUUUCAUGUUUGGUUUCAGCUUUAUGUAAAAAAACAACGUGAACCAAUCAGAUCUCCUCUGAUCAGUAAACAGGAAGCUGCUUCACAUUAUCCCAAUAAUCUGGUCUUCACAAACUGGAGGGGUUGAAGUGGAUGUCUCAGACCUUAAACUGGUUCUGCUGGUCGGCGUCUUUAUGGACCAGUAAUGAUUUUUAUUCACUAAUCUGAACCAGUUCAAACAGUUAAGGGUUCUGAUCUCUGCCUCCUUUCUGGAUCUGUUUCUCACUCACACAUGUAGAUAACAUCUGAUCCAAGAUGAUAAUCCCAUUUUUAAUCCGCUCAUCACUGGAAUCUGUGCUUUAACCAAGUGUUUAAAAUCCCAUAAUGUGAAAAAAGGUGAGAUGAAGGCUGGAAGCUGAGAAAUAAGAUUUAUUCUGUUAAGCACAGACGAUGUCGUCUUUAUUUUCAGUCAUUAUCUGUGCUGCGUUCAAUGUCUGCAUGGAAACAAGGUCAUCAUGGCCUCUUCAUCACGAGCACCAGAAGGUUGAAGGGAAAAGGCUAUGAAUUUAUGACGUAUAGGGGAAUGCUGUGUGAUUUGUUUUUAACCCUUUAAAUGCCUGCCUCCUUCCCCUUUGUUUGCUAACAGUAUCAUUGGCUAUCAGUGGCGACCAACGGGCUUAUUAAUGGCUGACAUUGGGUGUGGCUGUUUAACGACAAAGAUGGCAAAGAAAUAAAGUGUUAAACAGAACCAA
Cyprinodon tularosa is the source of this 3238-nucleotide messenger RNA. Its product is annotated as inactive dipeptidyl peptidase 10-like. NCBI's taxonomy places the organism in Eukaryota, Metazoa, Chordata, Actinopteri, Cyprinodontiformes, Cyprinodontidae. Gene Ontology annotation, biological process: proteolysis. The coding region runs from base 110 to 2452 and encodes 780 amino acids. Gene Ontology annotation, molecular function: serine-type peptidase activity; dipeptidyl-peptidase activity. The record is from RefSeq and is a predicted model, not a curated record. The transcript has 26 exons.